AUGACGAGCACACAGCUAGACCUCAUUGCCCCCUUCGAUACCCCUCUACCUCCGCCACCGGACGGUCAAGUCCUCACAGAAUCGCAAUGGAUUACUUUGAUGGCGAUCGCAGAUGCAAUCAUCCCAUCCAUUGAAGUCUCAUCUACCCUUUCGAAUAGUAGCCUCUGCAUCGCAGCAUCUGAGUAUACCUCCGCCGUGGAGACAAUCAGCAACCGCCUGCCUGCUCAAACAGACUCCAACCUCACACAACGAUUCCUUCAGGAAAACGCAAGCUCAUUGCCGGGCUUCAGGGAGCUUGUAAAGAGGAUAUUGGGAGACUAUGUGAGAGAAGAUGCUAGGAAAGGGAUCAGGGUCAUACUUUCGGCUCUGGAUACGCGAGCAGGCUGUCUCUUGGCUACUGGCUACACAACCUCCCUCCAUCUCCAGCCCGUCAAUGUUCGACAGCGAAUCUUGCAAGGCUGGGCCAGGUCCUACCUCCCACCUUUGAAGCAGAGCGCCAUAGGCCUGGAGGGUCUCUUGAUUUCAGCGUGGACUAAGACGAGUCCUACAAUGGGUCCUAUUCUUGGCUUCCCUCGAACGCCUGUUCACGGAAAGCCUGGCAAAGGCUUCGACUAUGAUUUCCUCCAGUUGCCUCCCGGCACUGAACCCGAGAUUUUCGAGACGGACGUGGUCAUAGUCGGAAGCGGAUGCGGAGGCGCUGUGUGCGCCAAAAACCUUGCAGAAGCCGGUCACCGAGUCAUGGUGGUAGAGAAAGCAUACCACUGGGGACCUGAACAUCUGCCGAUGUCAGAGAAGGACGGAGCUAUCCAUCUCUUCGCGAACGGAGGUGUGGACUCGUCUGACGACAACAGCAUAAUCAUUAUAUCAGGCCAGUCUUGGGGAGGAGGUGGGACAGUCAAUUGGUCUGCAUCACUGCAGACCCAAGCUUUUGUUCGAAAAGAGUGGGCAGACACAGGCCUUCCAUUCUUCACAUCAUCUGAGUUUCAAAAUUCGUUGGAUCGGGUGUGUGAUCGGAUGGGUGUCUCUACAAAACACGUGGAGCACAAUAAGAACAACCAAAUUCUGGCCGACGGUGCAAGGAAGCUCGGAUAUAGUCAAAAAGCUGUGCCUCAGAACACUGGCGGCAACAAACAUUAUUGCGGCUAUUGUACCCUUGGCUGUGGCGCUGCCGAGAAACAAGGGCCUGUUGUCUCGUUCCUUCCUGAUGCUCAAAAAGCUGGUGCGCAGUUCUUGGAGGGUCUUCAGGUUGAUAAGGUUGUGUUCCAGAACACCAACGGUAACAGAACAGCAGUCGGCGUCAAAGGAUUCUGGAAGUCAAGAGACAGCUUCGGCGGCGUUAACGGUCCUGAUAGAACCGCUCGUGAGGUCAUCAUUAAAGCCAAGCGUGUUAUUGUUUCGGCCGGAACUCUUGAAAGCCCUCUGCUGCUGCUUCGAAGCGGUCUUAGGAAUCCACAAAUUGGACGAAACCUCUACCUCCAUCCAACUACCAUGAUAUAUGCUACGUUUCCUGACCAAGAGCCUAUCAAGCCUUGGGAAGGUGCUAUACUCACCAACCUAGUAGACGAGUUCCAAAAUCUGGAUGGCAAUCAUCAUGGUGUUAAGCUGGAAUGUAUCACCAUGCUACCUUCUUGGAUAUUGCCCAAUCAGCCAUGGACUGGCGGUCUAGACCUCAAGAUGCUAGCCUCAAAGUUUCCUUACAUGACAGGCCAAUUUCCUAUCGUGCGAGAAAAGGUUCCCGGACGUGUCUAUCCUGACCCGACAGAUGGACGAUGCCGGAUCGCAUAUACGCCUACCGCGAUGGAUGCAAAACAUGCAAUGGUAGGUAUAGUAGCACUUGCGAAAAUCCUCUACUUGGAGGGAGCAAAGGAGAUCUUUCUGGGUACAGCAGGCAUGCCUACAUUCACCCGACCUGAGAUUGAUGCUGUCAUAGACAGCGGUGAAGGGAUCAACAACCCUGCAUUCCAGUCGUGGCUCGCGGAGGUCCAGAAGAGAGGCCUCGCCUUGCCAGAUUGUAAAUGGGGCUCCGCUCAUCAGAUGGGAACUUGCCGUAUGGCAGCGACGCAGCGAGCCGGUGUGGUGGAUCCAAAGGGUAAAGUGUGGAGCACCGAGGGACUGUAUGUCUCUGAUGCCAGCGUGUUUCCCAGUGCAAGUGGGGUCAAUCCAAUGGUCACCAACAUGGCUAUCAGUGACUGGAUCUCAAGGGGUGUAGCUAAAGAUCUAAAUGCAGACACAAAGAUUGAGACUAGGGCAAAGUUGUGA
This is a messenger RNA of Letharia columbiana, 2259 nucleotides long. RefSeq lists its product as uncharacterized. NCBI's taxonomy places the organism in Eukaryota, Fungi, Ascomycota, Lecanoromycetes, Lecanorales, Parmeliaceae. The coding region runs from base 1 to 2259 and encodes 752 amino acids. The record is from RefSeq and is a predicted model, not a curated record. The transcript has 2 exons. Gene Ontology annotation, molecular function: long-chain-alcohol oxidase activity; flavin adenine dinucleotide binding.